Molecule: messenger RNA, 723 nt
Organism: Daphnia pulex (common water flea)
Lineage: Eukaryota; Metazoa; Arthropoda; Branchiopoda; Diplostraca; Daphniidae
Gene: EMC6
Product: ER membrane protein complex subunit 6-like
Exons: 6
Coding region: 273-572 (99 amino acids)
Biological process (GO): protein folding in endoplasmic reticulum; autophagosome assembly
Cellular component (GO): endoplasmic reticulum; membrane; EMC complex
Source: RefSeq, a predicted model, not a curated record
UGGGGUCUGGGCUCUAGUGUGUAGUGUCAUUAACAACUCAAUAACUCUUGCAUUUUGGGAUUUGCUAUAUUGUCAAUGUAAACUUUUAAACCGGCUUAAUUUCAUUAUUUGUGUUGAUAAUUAAUUAAACAGUUUUAUUCGCAUACAAGUAAUAAUCUUUCAUAAUGGCAUCGAAAAAUAAGUCUCGAACAGUGGAAAAGAGUAACGGAGGCACGUUUAUUUUAUUACAAUUUCAACUAGGUUCUUAAGUGAUUGGUUUAUUAUUAGAGAUAAUGGCAUUCAGUGAGGGUUCAAUCAGAAAUAAUGCAAUGGUAGUUGAAUACUGUCGAACAUCUAUGGCUGCUUUAGGAGGAGGUACUGCUGGGAUUUUAGGCCUUACAAGUCUAUACGGCUUUGCAUUUUACAUAUUUUGUGCGGUUUCUAUAUGGCUUCUUCUAUUGCUGAAAGCAGGACCACAUUGGGAGAAAUAUUUUACUAGUAGAAGUUCACUUCUAUCUAGUGGAUUAAGUGGUGGCCUAAUUACAUAUGUUCUUUUCUGGACAUUUAUCUAUGGAAUGGUGCACGUCUAUUAGGACACAUCUACACAACUGGUCCCGUCAUUCCCAUUCUUCAUCUAGCAUAUUCCCCCUACCAAGCAUUGCUUUUUUUCUUUCUAUUUGGUUAUUGAUUUGAUCAUUAGAAGUAAUAAAAAUUGCGCUUCAAUGAAGCGAAUGUGUGUGAAAA